GAACUCUAAGGAUAUACCAUAGGUUGCAUCCUAAGAACCUCAUUCUUAUCAUUCUUACUGAUACUGAAUCCAGAUAGCUGGAGUGUUGCUCAGUCAUCACAUUUCCCCAGUGAUUCUCAACUGGGAGACCAAAAAACUUCCAAGAAAGCAGUGAAUUGGGCAUAAAAAUGGUAAAUUCAUUGUUCAUGCCCACAACAUCAGCAGAUGUUAAACAUUUGUACUGCCAAGUUGUUCUUCUUUUUUUUUUUUUUUUUUUUUGGUAGUCUUCUAGAUACUUUUAUAUUCUUUCUUUUUUGGGGGGUAGUCUUCUAGAUAAAUUUUUAAUUCUUCCUUUAAACAACUUACAGACUUGUUGAACAGGGCAGGUGGCACGUUUAAGUUGUUCUAAUGACAUUAAGAAUGUUCUAAGAACAUUAAGAAUGUUCAAAUUUUUGCAGCUAUUUUUAUUUUUUAUUUUUUGCAUCUGCAUAAUUUUAAAAGUUAUCAAAAACAGCUUUGGUACAUAUUUAUUUAUUUGGUUUUAUUAAAUGUACAACGCCUUAAAAUUAUUAUGAGUAUUAGUAAUGACAGCCCUUAAAUCCUGUAAAAAAGUAAAUAAAUAAAUAAAAACAUAAAAAAAAAAAACCUCCUCUUUACAUUCAAUCUAUCUUUGGAAUGAUCAAAACUGGCUGAAAGUAAUGAUGCCAGACAUAAAGAGGCCUAUGGUUUUCUAAGAGCCAGACAUGUUAGAAUGUCCAACCUGGAGCUGUUAGCCCUAAUAUUACAACGUCUAGUACAGAAGCGAAAUUUAUUACUAGUAAAUAAAAAAUGUUUAUUUGCUGUGAGUAAUGCCCAUUAAUUCACUGGGCCUUUUGUCCCCAUAUGCCAGCUAUGUGAGAAUGCUGCUACUCUUACUUUCCACAAGAGCCCCUGACACAGAGAGGCACUGACCAGCCCACACAAACAUGCCAGUAGUGCUUCACUCAUCUGCUGAGUGGACACAGAGAGAAAAGGGGAGAGUACAAAAUAGAUGGAAGUUAGAAAUGAGCAGUAGCGAGAGUGCGGUUUAAGCAGGAGAGGAAAAUGGAAAGGAAGAGAGAGAGGGAGAGGAGUGACUCCAUCGAUAAGUGGAUCUAUUGUCGAGCGGGCACUAUUGAACCUGAGUGUGAAGCUUGCUGUGUACAUCAUGGCAUGCUGCUGCUGCUACUGCUGUCCGAUUCCGUGCCUCAGAAACUGCUUCUUAUUUUCAGCGAUAUCCCCCGCUGAGCUCGAUGCCUUAUGGAAUGACCCUCCAUACGCUUUAGCAGCCGUCAGUGAGCUCUUUUCACCCAAUGACGCCAUGACAGCUGAUGAGGAAGCGGAGGCUGAGGCCGAGGUGGAGGCAGAAGGCAUAAGCAGAGAAAUUUACUGGAGGAGGAAGGAAACAUUCAGCGGAAGUAGCAAAGUAUCUUCAGCAGGAGAACGCUUCUCUUCAGAUGUUGUUUUGUUGUUUAGCGGGAGGCGACGAUCUGGGGUAACACCUGACGGUGAGCUUCAGGAGGCGUUACGUACCAGACUCCGAGUAGUAGAGAGCAACAGCCAGGAUGUUGUUCAGCUCUUUAAGGAUCUGUCUGCAAGACUAGUGUCUGUUAAUGCUGAAAAAGACAGCUUUAUCAUCACCUUUAAGACUGUCGAAGAGAUUUGGAAGUUCUCCACUUACCUGGCACUCGGAUAUGUAGCAAGAUGUCUUGAAAAUUUUCUCUGUGACCAGUCGUUCUGGCUGGACCCUGCAUUGCUAAGCGAUGUGGAGAUCUGUGUAACAGUGGAUGAAGACCACUUAGCUACUCUUUACCUAGGACUUCUGCUACAGGAAGGUACAUUCUUUGCCAAGACUUUAUAUAACAGUGAUUGCAGAGAGGAGGAAGAGGAGCUGACCUAUAGGAGGAAUGACCUGGUCAUGGUUAAAGACAUAGGACAAGAGACAAUUUGGGAGGGUAUGCUGCUGUCCACAGGCCAACAUGGUCUGGUGCCUGUGCAUGAUAUGCAGCCUCUGCCCUAUCCAUUUUAUCAGUGGUUCCUUAAGAAAUAUCCCGGGAAUGCAGGAGGGAUUCCAGUUACAGAAGGCCUCUUCGAUCAUCCUGUUGUGGUGGGGACUUGUGUAGCAGUAGUGGACCAUAACCCAAUUGUUAAAGAUGAGCUGCACUUACGCAAGGGAGACAUAAUCAAGAUUGAGGGAUUUCUUUUCAAUGCUCUGAACAUGUUCAUAGGAAGACACCUCACCAGUGGAGAGAUAGGAUUUGUUCACAAGGCCAGUGUAAAACCUCAGAGUAUUGAGCCUCUCAAUGGACAAUUGGUCUUUCUCAGUGAGGAGGAAAGGGUGGCCCUGACUAAACUUAACCCCUGCUUUGAGCCCUGCCAGUCUGAUGUACUAGCAAAUCUAUCCUGCACUGAUAUAAGCACUGUGUAUAGACUGGAUAGACUUGAUGACUCUGAUUUCACUUACAUAAGAAAUCAUCCAAAGUCAGAGCAGAAAUCUACAGUGGAUCAAAGAAGGAGCACCAUUUCUGAAAACAGUGGUGUAACUCCCUACCACUCGUCACCACGGCAAUCGUUCUGUGCCUCUCGGAAUCAUCUCGACCGGGACUCUGAGGUCCUCUCCUUUAGCCUGGAGGACACCUUUAGAGAGAUGGAUGAAUAUGAGGAAGACCCUCCAAACUUCAUGGAUGAGGGUAUCUGGGAGGCUGAUGAAGCCGAGAGAUGUGACCCAAUCCUGACCCUCCUAAAUCUGGAAUAUUUCCAGGACACAUUUCAAACUCUUUACGACCUCUCCUACUCUUUCCUGGACACUUUCUUCCAUGGCCUUGCAGAGGAUGAGGUGCUUCAACAUCUGGAAAACUUGCGAGAAGGAGCGAAGAAAGGCAGGAUGCUCUGGGCCCACCGGCGAGCCUGCUUCCUUCUUGGCCGGCUAUGUGCCAAGAAACUGAAGUACUCGCAAGCACGAGUGUACUUUGAGGAGGCUCAAAAGGUCCCUGUAAAUGGUUUUGAUGACAAACCCCUUCUAACAGCCCUGUAUACCAAUCUCACUGCUGUUUACCUCAAACAGAAGAUGAUGGACAAGCUGCCAUUCACUCUAGAAAAGGCAAGUGCUCUAAUUAUGUGUCUUCCUUGCCACAACUUCUGCUCUGUGGAUGAGUUUGAGCUGCUCAAACCAAUCAUGCGCAAAGCCAUAAUUGAAAAAGACAAGUACCUAGAGGCACGGACAUGCUACCUCUCCCUCUGUCUCUUUCUCCGUCUAAGAAAAAUAGAGGAUGCUUUACCUUUUGUAGAGAGACUUCAGUUCCUUACUAUCACUCUGUCUGCGGAACAAGGGAGGCCAAUUGCCCCAGUUGAUCUCAACUGGAUGCUGUGCAGGCUUUAUCAUAAAAAGUAUUUGCCCUACCUCACACUAGCUUCUUUAAGUCUAGACUCAGGGCAAGAGCAUUCCUUGGAUGAUGCAUUCCAGAAAAUUGAACUCUUUAUCAAAAACUCAAUAAGGCUUAAUCCGCACUGGAAGGAGAGUACUUCUGUGCUUCCUGCACAGGUGGUGGUCUACCUUCAGCAGGCCUUGUCAAUAGCUAGUCAAGGGGAAGACUUGAGGACUCAGAGGGACCUGUGCCUGAGCCUGGCUAGUGUUUACCAGCAGCAUGGAGCUUUAGAGAAGGCUGUGCCCUUUGCCCAAAAAGCAGCACAGACUGGAAGCCAAGUUAAUGAAGAGGAGGGAUUUGAAGCAUCCAUACUGCUGGCCUGGCUAUUGGUGCUAACAGAGGAACCCAUACAAGCUCAGAAUACGCUGCAACCUAUGCUUAAAUCUUUGGAUGAAACAGACAGUCCGACACAGCGUGGUGUAGUCUACAACCUUUUAGCCCUAAGCCUCCGCAAACAGGGAAGAGUCCAGGAAGCAGCAAGAAACUUUUAUUGCGCUCUGCAGAUCUCUCGAGAGAAUGGGAACAAGCGUAAUGAAGCACUAGCACUGGCUAACUUGGGCUGCUUAUCUCUAUCUGUAGGGGCUUCGGGCUUAGCAGAGUGUUUCCUACUCAAUUCCCUGCACCUAUUCCAGUUUCUCUCAGAGAGUCCCACAGAUCAGGAGCAUGUCCAGGCUUUGCUUUGGCUUGGCAGGAGCUACAGCGAUAGAGGAGGGAGUCAGGAAGUCAGACUAUGCUUUGAGAUGGGCCUCCUUAUUGCUAUUAGUGCCAACAAUCUGCACAGUCAAAUGGUUGUGGCGAAAGUUCUAAGUCGCCAUUAUGCUGACUUGCUGCUGUAUGGACAGUGUAUUGUUUACUAUGAGCACUGUGUGGGGCUGUGCAGAAUGCUAAAGAAUAAACAGCUAGAAGGAGAGUACCUGGAACUUCUCAGCAACCUCUAUCUCUCACUAAACACUGAGAAGUCAUCAAGAAAAUCUCUUGAUUAUUCAAAGCAAAGCUUAAGGAUCUCCAUAGACCUGGGGAAAAGACAGGAAGAGUCUGAGACAUGGCUGCAAGUGGGCCGUAUCUACUAUCUGAUCCAUGAAGAUGAACUGGCUGACAUGUACCUAAAGGCAGCAGUAAAGACAGCCCUGAGGAUGAAUGACCCAUGCUUUGCUAUGAGCAUUUAUGAGGAAGCAGGAGAUGUGUUCUUCAAAGGACACAGAAACCAACUGGCUGCCCUACCUUUUUACAGAGAUGGGAGUUUGCCAUUUGCGCGCAGCAUUAAGGAUGUGCACUCAGAGUUUAGGCUUUUGAGCAAACUCACAGAGCUCCUGAUAAAGCAGAAGCAGUACGAAGAGGCACUGCAGUAUGCCACACUCGCAGUGCAGGUCAGCGCCACAACUGGUGUUCCUCUGAAUGAGAGAGUGUCUUUUCAUCGUCUUGCUUCAGUGUACUUCUCUCUAGGGAAGUAUGAGAUGGCUGAGAACUACUACCUGAAGUCUCUUUCACUCUGCCCCACUGCACUUGAACAUGCCAUUGAAGUUCGGUAUUAUGUUAAAGUGUACUGCAGACUGGCUGACAUGACCCUAUACAGAUUAAAGGAUGCUUUUGAUGCCAUGGGCUACUUCCACUUAGCCCUGGCGGCAGCACUGGAGGACAAAGAAAGCCAGACACUUUACAUAAUCUACAUGAAGCUUGCAGAGAUCCAUGCCAACUACAUACCCGAUGCUGAACUGAGUAAAAGCUACAUGGAAAGAGCGCAGAGCUUGAGGAAGGAACUGGCAGGAUACACAGACUCAAGUGACACAGAAGAAACACAUCAGGACCCAGCUGAGGCAGAGCCAGAUACUCACACCAAAACUGGUCAGUCAGGACUCCAGCAGGGCACCAGUACUACAGAGUCCAGCAUGACAGACACCAGCCUCACAAUCAAUGCUCAGGAAGAGUCUGAGCACAUACUACUACACACAAGUCACAAAGAAGACAUGGACACUAACAUAUCGGAGGAAACAGAUGCGGGGCCUCCUGAUCAAACCAAUCCAGAGACUAGCUGUGCUGAUAAUACAAACCACACUUGUCAAAGCAGUUUGAAGGAGGGCUUGACUUUUGUAUUGUGAAUCAGAAACAGUUCUAUCACUCUGAAAAAUGUACUUGUUUUAAUGAAGACCUGCAAUAAGACAGUUUUUUUCCUUUUUUUUAAGCAAAUGUUUAAAAUUCCAUAAUAUAUUUUCUAUUAGUGUUUCAAAGUGAAUUUUAAAGAUAUUGCAUAACUGUAAAUGAAUUUGUAUAUCUGUAAAUAUGAUUGUUUUGU
This is a messenger RNA of Cyprinus carpio (common carp), 5712 nucleotides long. Its product is annotated as SH3 domain and tetratricopeptide repeat-containing protein 2-like. The record is from RefSeq and is a predicted model, not a curated record. Gene Ontology annotation, biological process: regulation of intracellular protein transport; regulation of ERBB signaling pathway. NCBI's taxonomy places the organism in Eukaryota, Metazoa, Chordata, Actinopteri, Cypriniformes, Cyprinidae. Gene Ontology annotation, molecular function: protein binding. Gene Ontology annotation, cellular component: recycling endosome.